Messenger RNA from Megalobrama amblycephala (Wuchang bream), 2884 nucleotides. Its product is annotated as zinc finger protein. The coding region runs from base 1154 to 1945 and encodes 263 amino acids. Gene Ontology annotation, molecular function: zinc ion binding; nucleic acid binding. The transcript is spliced from 6 exons. Lineage: Eukaryota; Metazoa; Chordata; Actinopteri; Cypriniformes; Xenocyprididae. The record is from RefSeq and is a predicted model, not a curated record.
UUUCAUGACGGGCCGUACAUUUCCGAUAGGAGUCAGAUCUGAUGGCCAGUCAGUCACAUCCACAUGUGUCACAUGUGUUGUAGCACAUAUGCAGAAUGAGACCUGACAUUGUCUUGAUCUAAUAAUAACCAUGGACUUCCCAUGAAAGAUCCUGAGGGCAGUAUAUGUCUCUGUACAAUCCCAAUAUGCGAGUUACCCAUGCCGUUUGCACUGAUGCACCCAUGUACCAUGACAGACGUUUGCUUUUGCAUUUGUCGCUGCUGAAAGUCUGGAUGGUCACUUUCAUCUUUGGGGCUACGACCUCAAUAUCCUUUUUUCCCCAGAAACAAGCUUAGUGGACUCAUCUGACCACAGCACAUAUUGCACUGUCUUUGGAACAUAUGAAAUGAGCUCGGGCCCAGAGAACUCACUGGCGUCUCUGCAUAUAAUUGAUGUAUAGAUUUCUCGUUGUGUAACAGAGAUUCAAGUUGCAUUUCUUGAUGCAGAGGCAGACUGUGUUCAGUGACACUGGUUUUCCAUACUACUCAAAAGCCUAUGUGGCUGUAUUUAACACAGCAGCAUGACAGUUUCUCAUGCAGUGCCAUCUGUGGGCUCAAAGGCCAGGCACAUUCAACUGAACUGUCCCGCCUCCAAUAGUUACUGUCGCUAUAUCCGACAAGCCAUGCCGCUCUCAUGCCACACAUUGUCACGCAGUGAAAAAUACACCACGGAGCAAAGAGGACACUGACAACGCGUCGACAAUCAAGACACAGCAGGUUACUUUUGAUAUGAAACAGUCUCAAAUUUCUAAUUUUGUAAUUUUUAAAGAAAUUUACACAAUAAAUACCAUUUUGUGGCUUUUUAAUGUGUUGUGACAGAUCACUGUAGCGCCUCAGAUCAAGCAGUCAUCUCUUCUUACUAGUUAAUUUAUAUCAUCAAAUAAACAUGAAUGAAUCACAUUUUAAUCACAGAAAGACGUCAGUACACAUCAUUUUUCAAGUUCAAGUCCACCAACGUUAAUCUACUAACUGCUUUGUUGGACAAAAUGGCAGUUUCUGCAUUAUUAUUGGUUAGAUCACCUGUCAAUCAAACUCACGGUCAGUUAUCUAAUGAAAUUUGGCACAAAAUAAUAUGAUUUUUAUGAUUUUUUUUUUUUUCAGCAGUGACAGCUCUAAUGCCUUUAUUUAAACUAUGCCACUAUACACAUAUUCAUGUAAUGAGUUCUGUGAGUUUCACUGUACUUUGUGUGUGUGUAUUUGUUCAGAUGAAGUCUGCCGGUGCUGGUGAUGAAGGACUCUUCACUGAGAGCUACUGUAACAUCUGCAACGCUCAGCUGAUCUCCGAGUCCCAGCGUGUGGCACACUAUGAGAGCAAGAAACAUGCCAACAAAGUGCGUCUGUUCUACAUGCUCCACCCAGAAGAUGGAGGACCACCAUCCAAAAGACUGAGACCAGACAAUCCGGACAGUGCAGAGAAUGAGGUGGACAGAAAUAAAUGUUGUACGCUCUGUAACAUGUUCUUCACAUCUGCCAUCGUGGCUCAGUCGCACUACCAGGGCAAAACGCAUGCUAAGAGAGUUCGCUUGGUGCUGGGAGAGUCACCAAGUCUGCCCACACCCACAGAGUCGGCCCCGCCCACCCCUCAGACCACAGACCCUCCCCCUCCCUCGUGGCAGCCGCUGACCAAUCACGGAGAGGCGGGCAAGUACUGCUGCUUGUGUGGCGCCUGGUUCAACAACCCACUAAUGGCACAGCAACACUAUGAAGGGAAGAAGCACAAGAGAAACGCAGCGCGGUCACGACUGCUGGAGCAGCUGGCUGGCAGUCUAGAUGCCAAUGAAAGUACAGGUCUGCGCCGGAGUUACUCAUGCAGCGUUUGCAAAGUGGUCCUGAACUCCAUCGAGCAGUAUCAUGCACAUCUCCAGGGCUCCAAACACCAAAACAAUUUGAAACAACAUCAGCAAUGAAGAACUGGAAAUACUGCAGCUGAAACAGAACACGAAGACCGUUUCAGGAAUUUACAGAACUGCACACUAACUGUGAACUCAUAAGAAAAGAUGUCUCGUUUGGCCACAGCAAUUGUUCAUCUACAAUAUCUGAGGCUCAUCAAAUGUCAAGUGUUUUAUUUUUUUAUUCACAAUCAAAAGCUAAAAGAUUGAUCUACUUUGGGAAUAUCGUCCGUCCUUCCAUGAGCAUAACGCAAAAGGAUGUCUAUGAUCAAUGAACUCUAGUGAUAUUCAUCAUGUAACAAGAGCGCACCAGCCUGAAUAGAGAUGCAACGGUCCUGCUACUUUUAUUUUUGCCUUUCAAACUCUUGUAUGCAGUGGCCUGUCAUUUCUCUGCUCUUCAAACGACUCAUCGCUGCUUUGGUCGUUCGCUUUGGCAUGCCUGUUACAGAAAGAUAUCAUCAAUCUUAUUCCAGUAAUUUUGUUGAGUACACGUCUCACUUGUGUGUGUGAAUGCUGCCGGUGAGGAAUCAAUUCAGCUGCCUUUGUGUGAGAUCUCUUUCAGCUAUGAUCGAAAUCAACAUUUCAGCACUAAUUCCAGCACUGUUCUCACAGACUAAACACACGUCCUGUUUAUUCACACCACGGUCAGUGUCGCAGAGGGCAGGACAUUCCUACAGAGCUGUGAUGCUGUUUAAACACUGAUGUCAAAUGGAAUAUGCCAUCAAUAUAAAGGAGUCCAGAUGCAAUGAGUUGGCAUUUUUCACUCUGACUCAAUCAAGUAUGAUUCACAUGGACGUAAAUGUGUGAACCAGGCUCUGAGCUUUAUCAAAAUCUAUGCCAAAAUGACUGCUUGUAAAACCAGAGCUCAGUGCCUGCUGUUUUAUGUAUGAAUGCUCUUUUUUUUCUUUUUCUUUUUUGUUGUGGCAUAAAAAAAUAAAAAAGUGGUGUUUUCCUUAU